AUGGCGAUGGUCGAUGAAUCAUCCUCGCAAGCCCCUCAGCCGUGCAUUGCCGCUUACAGCGGGUUCAGCAAAUCUUUGCGGACAGUCACAGAAGACACAAUGAGUCUGGAUGAGGACGAAAACCUGCCAGGCGUUUCGCAACACACAGAAUUGUGUGCUAGCAGUAAUGAGGACGACGACACAUGUUCAAUUGCCACUCAUGAAGACGAUAUAUACGAUGAUAUCCAUGAUAGUGCUAGAACAAGAACUAGAAGUAGAACUAGGCGAAUUGCAUUUGCACCCAUGGCCACAAGACACCCCAUCAUUUCAAGAGCCGAGUACUCACGAGAUGAAGUGGAGGAAUCCUGGUGGACCCCAAAACAACGGGAGGUCCUGAAUAAGGCACACAACAAAACUGUAGAUCGAUUAGAGACAGGCCUUAAAGAGAAGAAAUCCGCUCCUUAUCGAGGGCUGGAAAAGAUUGCCAUCGAUGGGUAUCACCGAAUGGUGGAAGCCAAAAAUAUGUAUGUUGAUACAGUCAUGGACGAGCAACAACGCCAAUGGAAUGCAGGUGACCUGGACUUGGACUGGGAAGUCAUCGCCAACCUUACCCAUCAAAUUUCGAGAAGAAGUACGCAGGAAGCCCUCAUGUACGCUUUGUACGAUGAAAAUGAGGCUCGAGAAGCCUAUCAAACCAUAAAGGUCAAGGACCUGUUCGAAAUGUCCAUUUCCGAUAUUGGUGUCGAUAUCUCUGAACGCACUGAUCGGUCUGAAAUGGACUACCUAGAAGGAUCUGCCCUGCUCGACAAUGACCUCGACUACCACUCGGACGAAGACGUGGGCAAGCUGAAACGGCAAGAGUCAUCCAUUCGAAUCACCAAGGAGCGAGGUCUCAAUAAGUCACCCAAGAAAUCCAAAAAGAAGAAAAGGAGGGACAGCAAAAAGAAAAAGAAAACAAAAUCCAAGAAACAAGAGGAGGAACCAUCCGAAUCUGAAGCAAACGAUGAAGAGGGAGAGCGAUCCGAAGUCGACAUGCUCAUUCAAGAUUUUGCCGAUGCGUUGGGGGAGUCCACUCGGUCAACUCGCACCGAAGGAGGGGAAUCAAAGAAGAAGAAAAGUAAGAGCAGAAGCAAGACUGUUAGCAGUGACAGUAGAUCCAAGAAGAAGAAGAAGAAGGAAACGAAAAAUAAGCCAUCGGAUCUAGACAUCUCUCCCGAAUCGAACGAUUCUUCUGAUGGCUUCUGGUCACUAUCUGCACCUUCUUUGUUUGACUCAAAACCCACGACUUCUUCGCCUUCCAAGAAGAAGAAGAAAUCCAAAAAGGACUCAACAGGUUUGAAAUUAAAAGCUGAUUCACUUCGAGUCAGUACCAAGAAGAACAACCCUGUCACGCAACUUGCUGCCACAUGUCUUCACCGCAUAAGAGCUCCAUGA
Cylindrotheca closterium is the source of this 1413-nucleotide messenger RNA. Lineage: Eukaryota; Bacillariophyta; Bacillariophyceae; Bacillariales; Bacillariaceae. The record is from the annotation of a GenBank genome assembly.